AUGGUCCAAGUGGGGGACCGGCUUGCUGUGGAGUCAGACAAGUGUACCGUUCGAUUUAUAGGUGAAAUCCCUCAAUGGCCCGGUACAAUCACAUUUGGAGUGGAAUGGGAUGACGCAAAACGUGGGAAGAACCUGGGAGUGCUUGAUGGUGUCCACUACUUUGAUGUCAGCCACCCACAGCUGGGGUCGUUUAUUAAGCUGACCAAUCGCAAAAUCAACUUUGGAACAUCACUUGAAACAACUCUAAACCAAGUUUAUCGAGAUAACGACGCCAUGAAGCUGAUUAAAUGGUCUCAACAUAAGGCGACCGAGAAUUUGGGGUGGGACGCCCAUAACGAGCUUAUGCGUGAUUAUACUCAAUUGGAGUCAAUAUCAGUGGAUAACCGAAACGUUAAUCAGGUGGAAAUUACUGCCAAGUUUCCCAAUCUUAAGAUGUUGGACUUGAGCAGCAAUUUGUUGACUGAUUUCUCCCAGAUUUUGAAGGGAUUGAAGCAAAUGCCAAACUUGAAGAGAUUAAACGUCAAUGGCAAUCGAUUCAAUUGGCAAUUACUUGAGAAUUUUGAGGAGAAAGAGCAAUUUCCUCAGGUGGAACAGUUACUACUUGCGGCGACGUUUAUACCCCCUCAAAUGGUUUCUAAGUUAAUCCAAUGGCUUCCCAAUUUAACUGAAGUGGUACUACUGUUUAAUCAGUACUCAGAUUUUCCCGUUCUGUUGCCAUUCAUUGGCAAAAUCGAUUUAAGCUAUAAUCGAUUACUGGCAAUUCCCACCCUAAAAUGCACUCAAUUGAAGGUUGAUCAUAACCAAAUCGUUACCAUUGACCCUAUAAACGCCACGGCUAUCGAUUUACGCCAUAAUCUCAUUGCCCUGUGGCUCCAAGUGGAUAAACUUGUUGGUGUCACUUCAGUGCGAAUCAACGAUAACCCCGUUUUCCACGGAAUUUCAGUGGAUGAUCAAAUCGCUCAAUUAGUGGGUCGUUUAGGGGCUACUAAAGUCAAUGGUGUUGUCAUUAAUGACUUAGAACAGCUGGAACUAUGGUUUAUUGGCCAGGUGCAAAAGGGGAAUAUCGAUUAUCCCAAUAAUUCUCGGUGGCAAGCUCUAUUGAAAAAGCACCAGAUUAAAGAAGUGGAUACGAAACCAAAGUAUACUAAUUAUCCUCAGGUUAAACUUCGGUUUUCCGGUGAAUAUAUGGGGGAGAAGCUCUAUUUCCAUAAGGCGCUGGUUUUAUCGAUCUACGGCGAUAUUGCUAAUCGUUUGGACCUAACGGUGAGGGAGAUUGAACUUUGGGGCGUGUGGGGCACCGUACGGGCGCCGCUUGAUGAUUAUAUCCAGGAAAUCGGUGAUUUACAAGUGGACUCCAUUGAAGUGAAAUUGCGCAAUUACAAGGCAAAACUAAUUAAAACAGCCUCUAGUCAUGUUAAUGACGUUGCAUUAAUCAAAUGA
Messenger RNA from Diutina rugosa, 1440 nucleotides. RefSeq lists its product as uncharacterized. Bases 1 to 1440 code for a protein of 479 amino acids. The record is from RefSeq and is a predicted model, not a curated record. The transcript has a single exon. Gene Ontology annotation, molecular function: protein binding. Lineage: Eukaryota; Fungi; Ascomycota; Pichiomycetes; Serinales; Debaryomycetaceae.